CUAGUCGCUCGUAGAUAUAUAUACGCUACUGCACCGGUUUGGUUUCAAAGUCUUGGCUCGCUAUUUGUAUUGAGUUCUGUUAUUGUUGUUGCUAGUGUCUUGUCAGGAUGCGCGAAAUUGUUCACAUUCAAGCCGGUCAGUGCGGAAAUCAGAUCGGUGCGAAAUUUUGGGAAGUUAUAUCUGAUGAACAUGGAAUUGAUCCAACGGGGACGUACCAUGGCGACUCCGAUCUUCAGCUAGAACGCAUAAAUGUGUACUAUAAUGAAGCAACCGGAGGGAAGUAUGUGCCACGAGCGGUGUUGGUUGAUCUCGAGCCGGGUACAAUGGACAGUGUACGGGCAGGUCCAUUCGGUCAAUUGUUCCGACCGGAUAACUUCGUUUUCGGACAAAGUGGUGCAGGAAACAAUUGGGCGAAGGGGCACUACACUGAAGGUGCCGAACUAGUGGACUCAGUCCUCGAUGUGGUCCGCAAGGAAGCCGAGUCGUGCGAUUGCCUUCAAGGUUUCCAACUGACUCAUUCUCUUGGAGGAGGCACAGGAUCUGGUAUGGGGACAUUGUUGAUUUCGAAAAUCCGCGAGGAGUAUCCUGACCGUAUCAUGAACACGUUCUCCGUAGUGCCUUCACCUAAGGUGUCUGAUACUGUUGUCGAGCCCUACAAUGCGACCCUGUCAGUUCAUCAACUCGUGGAAAAUACGGAUGAGACAUACUGCAUUGACAACGAAGCUCUGUAUGAUAUUUGCUUCCGCACACUCAAACUCACGACUCCUACUUAUGGUGACUUGAAUCACUUGGUUAGUGCAACGAUGUCUGGAGUAACAACGUGCUUGAGAUUUCCGGGUCAGUUGAAUGCUGAUCUUCGUAAGUUAGCUGUGAACAUGGUGCCUUUCCCUCGACUGCACUUCUUCAUGCCAGGAUUUGCACCUUUGACGAGCCGUGGUAGUCAGCAGUACCGAUCUCUGACAGUGCCAGAACUGACUCAGCAAAUGUUUGAUGCCAAGAAUAUGAUGGCGGCGUGCGAUCCUCGUCACGGGCGAUAUCUGACAGUUGCGGCUAUGUUCAGAGGCCGCAUGUCCAUGAAGGAAGUUGAUGAGCAAAUGCUCAACGUUCAGAACAAGAACUCUAGUUACUUUGUGGAAUGGAUACCGAACAAUGUGAAGACGGCUGUUUGCGAUAUUCCUCCCAGAGGUCUUAAGAUGUCAGUCACCUUUAUAGGCAACAGUACUGCUAUCCAAGAGCUGUUUAAGCGUGUGAGUGAACAGUUUACCGCUAUGUUCCGUCGAAAGGCCUUCUUGCAUUGGUAUACAGGAGAGGGUAUGGACGAGAUGGAAUUCACAGAGGCCGAAUCUAACAUGAAUGAUCUGGUCAGCGAGUAUCAACAAUACCAGGAUGCGACGGCUGAGGAGGAGGGCGAGUUUGAAGAGGAGGAAGGCGAAGAAGCCUAAUUAAUCAAUAUUGGUGUUGCUAGGUGUUAGUUGAAUAAAUUUUUUAAUUGGUGUCAAA
Messenger RNA from Trichobilharzia szidati, 1500 nucleotides. Lineage: Eukaryota; Metazoa; Platyhelminthes; Trematoda; Strigeidida; Schistosomatidae. The record is from the annotation of a GenBank genome assembly.